Messenger RNA from Thalassophryne amazonica, 3148 nucleotides. RefSeq names its product adaptor related protein complex 4 subunit beta 1 (gene ap4b1). The transcript has 14 exons. NCBI's taxonomy places the organism in Eukaryota, Metazoa, Chordata, Actinopteri, Batrachoidiformes, Batrachoididae. Gene Ontology annotation, cellular component: clathrin adaptor complex; membrane coat. Gene Ontology annotation, biological process: vesicle-mediated transport; intracellular protein transport. The record is from RefSeq and is a predicted model, not a curated record. Bases 98 to 2539 code for a protein of 813 amino acids. Gene Ontology annotation, molecular function: clathrin binding.
GAAAGAGCACGUGUAGUAAAAUAGCAGAAGAAGAAAUGCGGAAGUGCUGGCUAUGACUCAAAGCAAAUUGUUGUUGAUGUGAUAAAAGUGUGGUGCCAUGCCGUAUGUGGGCAACGAGGACACAGUGAAGGAGCUGAGGAGAGCUUUGGCAAACCCCAACGUCCAGUCGGACCAUCUGCGCUACAGGAACACCGUCCUGAAGGUCAUCAGGGUGAUGUCACAGGGUGUAGAUGUAUCGGGGCUGUUCAGUGAGAUGGUGAAGGCAUGUGCCACAGUAGACAUAGUCCAGAAGAAACUAGUCUACGUCUUCCUGUGCUCCUACGCCUCUCUAAACCCAGAACUCUCUCUGCUGGUCAUCAACACACUGAGAAAAGACUGUCAGGACCCAAACCCUAUGGUCCGUUCCCUGGCCUUGCGGAACAUGUCCAACCUCAGGUUGCCCAGUCUGGUGGAGUAUGUGGAGCAGCCUCUGAUGGUGGGACUGCGGGACAGAGCAGCUUGUGUACGGCGAGUGGCUGUGUUGGGCUGGGCCAAACUACACAACCUCCGUCCUGACUCUGAGAUAGAUGCUGCAGUAGUGAAUGAACUGUACAGCCUGCUCAGGGACGCAGACUCUGUGGUUAUGGUGAACUGCCUUCGAGCUUUGGAAGAAAUACUGAAGGGGGAGGGGGGAGUUGCUAUCAACAAACCUAUCGCUCAUCACCUCCUCAACAGGCUGACGGAGUGUGAUGUUUGGGGUCAGUGUGACGUGCUACGGAUCCUCCAACGAUACGGACCGCAGUCAGAAGAUGAGCUGUUCACUAUCCUCUCUCUGUUGGACCCUUACCUGGUCAGCCCCCACCCUCCAGUCAUGGCCACUACCCUUAGCCUCUUCCUUAGUCUCUGCUCUAGUCUACCUGCUGUAAGUUUGUCAGCUCUGGAACGAGUGAGGGGACCUCUGCUGGCUGCCUCCGGGAGUACAUCCAGAGAGAUGAGGUUUACGGCUCUCUGUCACAUUCAGCUGCUGUUGCGCUCUUUUUCCGGACUGAUGGGGGCGCACUACAAACGCUUCUUCUGUGGCUAUGCUGAGCCAGCCUAUAUCAAGCAGAGGAAGAUACAGCUGCUGGUUGAGUUGGUGAAUGAUGAAAAUGUGACAAUGUUGCUGGAUGAGCUGAAGGGAUAUUGCACUGAUGUCAACACUGACACUGCUCAGGCUGCCAUCUCAGCCAUAGGUUGUAUUGGACGGAGUUACAGUGACAGAUGUCUGGAGAUCUUAACUGGACUGCUUGGGCUCAAACAGGAGCACAUCACUUCUGCUGUGGUGCAGACAAUGCGAGACCUGGUGUGGGUGUGUCCUCAGUGUAGUGACAGUGUAUGUUUGGCUCUCGAGGGCUGUGAGGAGACGCUGCAGGACAGCCAGGGGAGGCAGGCUUUACUUUGGUUGCUUGGUGUGUACGGGGAGCGAAUGCCCAGUGCCCCCUAUGUACUGGAGGAGUUCAUAGAUGGCGUGAGGAGUGAGGCCUCUCUGGGUGUCAAGAUGGAGUUGCUGACUGCCACCAUGAGAUUGUUCUUCUGUCGGCCAGCAGAGACUCAAGAUAUGCUUGGAAGAUUGCUGCACUAUUGCAUAGAGGAAGAAGCUGAUAUGUGCAUGCGUGACCAGGGAUUACUCUACUACCGCCUGUUGAAUUCUGGAAUCGAGGUGACACGAAAAGUCCUACAGGGCAAGAGAUCUGACCCUUCCCUCGGUGUUCUGAUUGGCCUCCCUGCAGAGCCCAUCAGCCAAUGGGCACACAUCUUCAAUACCCUGGAACCUUUAAGGCAGGGUACAGAAGACACGGAUGUAGUCAGCAGGAAGAGUCCUGAACAUGGGACCUCUGUCCCCAAGUCUACCACCAACCUUUCAGACAGCUUGAACUCCAGUCACGCUGAGAUGAUUAACACAGACAGUGCCAGCCCGUGUACAGACUCCUGCACUGAUGUUCUGUCUUCCAGUGCUGUGAUGCCCCUCAGUUUGUCCCUGUCUCCCACUCUGAGCCCAGAGGAGUUUGAGCAUCUGUGGCUGCGACAGCAGAGUUUGCAUUCUGAGUCAGGUGCUGCAGAAAGGCAGGAAGCUGAAGACCGUUUGUGUGUGGAGGAACACGUUCUCGUCCAGCUCCCACCUCUCUGUUCCCCACAAAGCCUCCAGGCAGCGCUGCAGCUUGUCAACAUUCAGACGCUCGCCUUUACGCCACAGCACACACUCCCCUGGAGGGUGUUCUUGUAUACACACACCCAGCGGAUGCACUCUGCCAGCAUGCCUCACAGCACACUUAUACUUGGAGAACUCCUGUACACCGGGGAGGCCAAGGAGAAAGCAGGGGGCAGUAAAGAGGAGCAGGCCAGCGAGAGCGAGGAAGCCACUGGUGACGGACUAAGAGAAAGCGAGAUGGAGAGAAGAGAAGCAGGAAAGGAAGGAGUCAGAGUGACUCUAAAGCAGCAGCCAAGAGACGACAAAGUUCUGAGUGCAUUUCUUUCCAUCCUCACAACUGUCCUGCACACACUGUCCUCAGCGAAGCUAUGAAUGUGCAUGUGCAGACAUGCACACAUGCGCUGUUCUACUUUUUGUCAGCAGUUACUGCAAUCAGUAUGACUCCAGUGUUAUUAUUAGCCAAUGCAAAUAGUGGUAUGUGUUUCUAAAAAAAAAAAAAAAUCCUUGUUGCUGAUAGAGUGAUUGCACAUUGGUGGUGUCAUAAAGGUGCUGAAAUGUCAUUUUAAGCAUUAAUAUAGCAGCUAAUUUCAUAUGCAAAUAUUAUAAUAAUUAUAUACAGUGAUGAGAAUGAUGCAACUCUUCCUUUAUGUGUGUUGUAAGCUGAGCUUUUCUGUUCUUUGUUUACUAAGCCAGACGAGUACACUUUUAAUGCGUGCUUAAGUGACCAACUGAGGUCCUCUGAGCAGAGAACAACACCAAGUUGCAAUUAAUGAUUUUAUUCACCACUGAUCUCACAGGAAAGGUCAAUGCACUCAAAGAUAACAGUCCGCACAAAAAGUCGCCUGUGUGAGAACAAACGAUAUGAGAGUCGUAGGCACAGGCGAUGGGUCAGUACACAGAAAGUCAUACCAACGGCAAACACUGUCCGUGAGGGAAGCAGCAGGAGGUUAAUCCAGGUGAAGAAGUUUAGGGUCAGUAAAC